This is a messenger RNA of Drosophila takahashii, 2062 nucleotides long. RefSeq names its product acyl-CoA Delta(11) desaturase. Gene Ontology annotation, biological process: unsaturated fatty acid biosynthetic process. The record is from RefSeq and is a predicted model, not a curated record. NCBI's taxonomy places the organism in Eukaryota, Metazoa, Arthropoda, Insecta, Diptera, Drosophilidae. Gene Ontology annotation, cellular component: endoplasmic reticulum membrane. Gene Ontology annotation, molecular function: iron ion binding; stearoyl-CoA 9-desaturase activity.
AAAGCCCUAAAAACGCGGUUCGUACGCCGAAGUGACUGUGUGUCUCUGUUGGAAGAAAGCCAAAGCAAACUCCACCUCCUACUUAUCCAAAGCCAAGUACUCCGGCAAUUUGAGUGUUAAGCUGUGAAGAAAGUUCGGCGAGUGCGGUUUCCGCCGGCGAGCCCAAAUUAAAAAUAAAUAUAAAAGCGGCAAAAUGGGUCAUCUGUCCACCUCGGAGCGAGUGUGCAGCAAGACGCCGGCUAUUUCGGGCGAUUCCAGUCCUCCUUUAGUGGCCAGGAGGUCCAAGUUGGCCAACGGGGAUGCCCAGCAGCAGGUGCGACGGGGCGAGGAUUCCUCGCCGGAACUUCCGCCCCGCGCAAAGCUGCAGUUGCCCCAGAAGAGGGAGGAACCAUCGACCAGAUCGGUGAUCCCCAAGGAGAUAGCCGAACAUGUGCCAAAGGAUGCUAUCAACCUGGAGGAGUAUACCCGCACCUUCGUGGGAGAUCGCGUGCUGGGAUAUCAGUUCCAGGCUCCUCUCAAGUGGGACAAAGUCAUCCAGAUCUCUCUGCUCCACAUUGUGGCCGGAAUCUGCCUGCUGACCUAUCCGCUGCGCAACCUCAAUUUGUACACCACCAUCUGGUCAUUCUUCGUCGGUGGAGUGGCUGGAUUUGGAGUUACUGCAGGUGCCCAUAGAUUCUGGACCCAUCGGAGCUACAAGGCCAACACCGUACUGCGAUCCAUUCUGAUGGUCUGCUACUGCGUGGCGGGACAGAACACCCUGUAUGACUGGGUUCGCGACCAUCGGGUUCAUCACAAAUAUUCAGAGACGGAUGCCGAUCCCCACAAUGCCAACAGGGGAUUCUUUUUCUCCCACGUGGGAUGGCUGAUGAUGCUGAAGCACCCGGAAGUUCUGCGUCGUGGUCGCCAGAUCGACAUGAGUGACAUUCUGGCGGAUCCCGUGGUGCGGUUCCAUCAGAAGUACUUCAUCCCCCUGAAGACCUUCUUCUGCUUCAUCUUGCCCACCCUGAUCCCAGUUUAUUGCUGGGGAGAAACCUGGACUCUCGCCUUUGUACAGCAGUGCCUCUUCCGCUACGUGAGCAGCUUGAACUUCACCUGGUCGGUGAACAGUGCCGCCCAUCUCUGGGGAUCCCGCCCCUACGAUAAGCGCAUCAUGCCCAGCGAGAACAUCUAUGUUUCCCUACUCGCCAUGGGUGAGGGAUGGCACAACUACCACCACGUCUUCCCCUGGGACUACAAAGCAGCCGAGCUGGGCAACUACACGGUGAACUUCACCACCAUGGUGCUGGAUGCCUUCCACAAGCUGGGAUGGGCCUGGAACAUGAAGCAACCCUCGAAGGAGCUGGUGCGUCGCACCCUGGAGAAGUACGGCGAUGGCACCCACGCCUCCCAGAUGGGCGGACCCGAGGAGUUCAAGGACGGCGUGGUGGCCGGAGCCACCAUGGUGGGCCAUGUCCACUACGCCGAGGUUCCCGAUCCCGAUCUGGAGUACGAUGCCGAGUCCAGCAGCACGGAGAGCGCCAAGCUGGACGAGAACGAGAACGAGGGCGAAAGGAUGAAGAAGUCCAAGAAGGCGGCCAACUAGGGAUCUCGAUGGUCGGGCGAUCAUAGAGGGAUAAAGGGAUACUGGCGUCCAGUCGUCCACAGGCAUCCAGAGAUCGAGAUGGGCUCGCGGAUGGAUCACUGAUGAUGGGUUAGGAUCAUUAGGUCACUUAAUCUUGCGUCUAUGCGAGGGCGGGACAUAGUCGAUAAUCGUUUUUUAAAUUAAACCCUAUUCUAUUCUAUAUCAUUAUUCUAUUAUAUCCUCACACCAGAUCGAACCAACACACACCUGCACCGCAAUGGUUAACACUCACACAAAAGAAACACCCACAUCCACUCAUUUUCGUAUCUUCAUUUGUGUAGGUUUAGGUAUUUAGCAGAUAGCACGGUACGACAUAAGUUAUAAGUCACACACAAAAGUUUACGUAUAAAGCGACAACAACAAAAUAUAUGCUCUCCGUCCGAGACAAAUAAAAUGAAAAUAAAUAUUUACAAAUAAAAACAAUUCAAAAAAUUUAAAAAA